AGCGCGGAGGUCGCGAUGUCGGAGCUCUCCCGCCUGCUGCUCUGGGCUGCUGCCUGCCUGGCCGCGCUCUGUGUGCUGACCGCCGCUGAGCCCAGCACCCUGGCCCCGAAUAUGACGACUUCGCCCACCAACGAGACAGUUACGACGUCGUUGAGGACCCUCGCGCCGUUAACCACUCUAGCACCAGAAAUCUGUGAAAACCACAACAGCUGUGUUUCCUGUAUUAAUGCUAGCAGUGCUAUUGCUAAUAUUACCUGCUUUUGGAUGGAAUGUAAAGAAGCAGGUAAAAGCUACUGCUCACAUAAUUCAACAGUUACUGAUUGCAAGGUGGUGAACAGUACAGAUUUCUGUUCUGUAGCGCCCACUGCCUCUCCGUUGCCAACCAAUUCCACAGCUGGAAACACAACUAUGCCUUCCUUUUCUACAACUGCUACUACGCCAGGUUCAACUAAUGCCACUUUAAGUCCAACUUCACAACCUAUGCGGAAGUCUACCUUUGAUGCAGCCAGUUUCAUUGGAGGAAUUGUCCUUGUCUUGGGUGUGCAGGCUGUAAUUUUCUUUCUCUAUAAAUUCUGCAAAUCAAAAGAACGAAACUACCACACUCUGUAAACAGACCCAUUAGAUUAACAAGGACUGGCGUGUAACUCAAUGAAACCAAAAUACUAUCUUUCAAGAUGUCCCACAUGGAAGACGCUGUUCCAGGAUCUUUAAAUUUUCAAAGGAUGCAUAUAGGAUAUUUUGGAGCAUCAUGCUGGAAGAAAAAUCAGUUAAAUCAUUUUGCUCAACAGGAAUAUUUAAAAUAUUCUGCAUGAAGCCUUGUGGCUGUCUUCUUUCAUUUUGUAUGGCUGCUGCUGUGGGAUUAUGUUCUUUUUUCUUGACAUGCCCAAUGUAACUCUGUAAGGGAUGGAAAACAUUGUCCUGCGCAGACAACCUCAUGACUUUUGGCAGUUAAAUUUAGUCAUUUUAAACCCUGAAAGCUGCAUUAUUUUCAUCCUAACUCAGGAUGUAGUUCAGUGGCCAGAAUUGAGAAGAAUGUGCCAAAUGAGCAUGAAUCAGGUGGAUUUUUGGCUAUCAUUUAAAAAAUGGAGUAAAUUUAUAGUUUAAUAUUCAUAUAGUAAACUAUCCUUAGAGUAAAAUUUUGUGCUUGAUAACAGUUAUUUUUUCUACAUUAGAAAUAAGACACCACACAGGGAAUUACAUUCCAGAUUUAAAGAAAUAAAUGGAAAGGAUACAAAGUAUAGCAGGUUAUUGUUAAUACUUGUAAAGCACCUUAUAUCAUUGAGAAAAAGAGCAGUGCCUUAAAAGACAGACUGAAGGGUAGAAUGUAACUUAAAAUGUUUGUGAUUUGUUGUUCCCAUCAAGGAAGGUAAAAGGUUGAUCUGAAGGUGUAACUUCAUGUGAGCAGUAGUAAACCUGCUUUUAGAUACCAUACUGUUAAUAUUUAAUUGAAAACUUACCUACUUUACUUCAGACCUGAGUAAGCUAAAGGAUAUUACACAAAGCUGAAAGUCUUCAUAUGUUGAACCUCCCAAAAUACUGGCUGUUAAAAAUAUAAUAGAGACUAAAAUUGAUAUAAUUAUAUUUUUCUUUGUACUUCAAAAAAGUAUUUUAACACUUGUAUCUCAAAAGAAUUUUCACCAAGCUAUCUUGAAAAGUAACUUCUUUCAUGAGGCAAGAAGGAAAUAAUCAGUUAUUUUAGAGUCAUUUACUAACUCUUUAAAUGAGACAAUCAUUUAAGUUGUGUUUUGUUUUUUCAUUUUAAGUUUUGAGACGGCAAAUGUGACCAGUGUAAUUUCAGAAAAUCUAAGGAUUUUUGGUACUGUAGAUUUUUAAUAAUGAUUGCCCUGGAUAAACAGAUUGUACUUUUUUCUUUCUUCUCUGCCAAGCUUUCUUCUUCCUAGUUUCAAUUCCCUUAGUAUAGUAAGCAUGCAUACUUUUAUUUCUUUAGUUUUCUUAGGAAGCACUAGGUGUUUUUUAUUUUAGAGGGAUACUUCUCCCUCCUGCCUUUGACACAUUGGAUUAGUUCAGAGGCUUAAAUUGGUUUAAAAUGAGCUUUUGCUUUUCUAGGUCAUUAAAAUUGUUUUGUUUUCAUUUCUUUAGCCUAGAGUGGCUAAGUUUAGCUCUCAGUUUUCAAUAUUUUAUGGUAGGAAAAGACAAGUUGCUUAGGUCCAUUACAUAAGCCAAAAUUCCUUACAUUUAGAUAAUUAAAGGUUCUUUAAAUGAAGAUUUGCUUGUUUCUUAGUUACUUGCUGGUACAGCUAAAGUUUGUUUUACUUGCACAUUUGUAUGUACACCUAAUGUUUUCAAGUGCCUUAAUUGUUUAAAAUCUCUGACUUCAAAGGUUUUUGGGAAAAGGUAGGUUUACCUCACAUUUUUGUGUUUUCAUUAGUAGUAGUAGUCUAGGUACCUCACAGAAACUUUUAUUACGGUGCCAUGGCUGUUAGUUUUUAGUGAGUGCUAUAAGAUGCAAGAUUUAUUUGAAAGUGUGCAGAAUUUCCAUUCUUCCCAGAGUGGCAAAAAUUGGCUACAGUGGUGUGAAUGCCUUGUCACAUGUUAAUGUCAACACGUACGGUAAUUUUUGUGAAAAUAAUUUUUGUGAAAAUGUAGCAGAUGAAGCCUCUCAUCUUCUGUAAUUUUGAGGACUGCUCUAACAACAAAAUCAUAUAAUAUGAAACUAGAUUUUGCAAGAAGAGCUCUUACAACAGAACUCACAGCCUUUUUCCCUCCUUUCUUUAGCAAUUUAGUAUCUGGAGCCAUUGAUAAUUUUUGGGUUUUUUUAAUCCAGAAGGUAUAUAGAAACCUUUUCAGAUUUUUCAUCUGACUAUUUCAUGCAGAUGUAGUUCUAUCAAAAUACCUUAUUUUAUCUUAAGAUAUUUGUUGUACAGGCAGACACUGCUAUAUUUAGAAAUUUCUAUUUUAGUUCAUGAAAAACUGCAAAACCAAUCUGUAUCAUGUACCAUACUGAUUUAAAAUAAAUCUACAUGUUUAUUGAAUUUAUGUUCUUUUUUAUUAACUGAAGUGUGUAUUUGCUUUUUGGUUAUGACAAUUAAUGCUAGUGAAUUUACCUUAUCUCUCAGAAUGGGUUGUGUGCUCAGUUUUUAUUGCUCCCUAAGACCAGCAGAUAGUAACUAAAGUAUGUGUUCAUUCGUGGAGAACAGAGCCUUAGAAAUAAUAAUUGGAGGGAUGACUUUUUAUGCCUAUGGGAGUGACAUACAAAUUGAUAUUCCACAAAUCAAUAGAAAUCAUCCACUUAAGCUCUACCAAGUAACAAAUUGGGCUUCUGUAUAGAGUACUUUGUAUAAAUAUCUAGUAUCAAGCCGCAUGGCUAGUAUGUGAAAUUUGGUACUUUUGGUCCAUGUUUUGGCCAAGAUUGUAUUCUAUAUUAAACCCCAGAAUUUGAACUGAGAGAAUACUCCCCUAUAUACAUUAAAACUUAUCAAUAAUUUUGCUGUAGAAAGUAUGAACCUUUGGUUUCAUAUUAGCCUUAUAUACGGUCAAGUUUGGUAAAUAUAAAACUCUGCCAAGCUUGAAGAUACCCUGAAAUGUUGCUAGAGACAAAUUAUUAUUUUGAUAAGAAUGGGGUUCUAAAUAGUUAUUUUAGAUAAUAAAAAGUCCUGUGUACUUGA
Molecule: messenger RNA, 3626 nt
Organism: Miniopterus natalensis
Lineage: Eukaryota; Metazoa; Chordata; Mammalia; Chiroptera; Miniopteridae
Gene: CD164
Product: CD164 molecule
Cellular component (GO): lysosome; endosome
Source: RefSeq, a predicted model, not a curated record